Aaosphaeria arxii CBS 175.79 is the source of this 852-nucleotide messenger RNA. RefSeq lists its product as uncharacterized. The coding region runs from base 1 to 852 and encodes 283 amino acids. The record is from RefSeq and is a predicted model, not a curated record. The transcript has 3 exons. Lineage: Eukaryota; Fungi; Ascomycota; Dothideomycetes; Pleosporales.
AUGGCGCGAAACGGGCCUAGCGAGCAGCUGUUUGCGCAACAGACUGAAGUCAAAGAGAGAUCUGUUCACACAAUCGGCAGUGCUGACGUACUGGACGGCUACAACGAUAGUCUUUACUGGAGGCAUUGGAGACGAAGCGGCCAAAUCAAUAAUCACGAAACACUCAUUAUUGUUGCCCAUUACUUCCGAGACCAUCAUAUCUCUGUAGCCACGUUCAAUGACACUUACAAGUACCUGGAGGCCACGUCGGUUGAUUACAAACUCAAGAAGCACUAUAUCAACAAUAGACAACGUAAGUGGCAAGCCAGCAUCUGCACAGAUUAUCUCUUCAUGCACGCUAGAACAAUCUAUUAUCAGAGCUUGGAUAAAACCCCUCCCAUAAACAUGUUAAAUAUCACGAGGCAGGAGAGAGUUGAUAUGCUUGAGCAACUCUGGCCCCCAAGCGCACACGAGCGAAAGGUUAUUGCAUAUGAAAUGUACAGGUCUUUCGCACGAUAUAUCGAUUUUGACACGAUCUUUGAACCACCGCUAUCAUCUUUGCCAGAGCUUGAGGCUAUCUGCAGACCUUGGCAAGAUUUCAUCAAGGAUUGCUAUGUUCUAGGUAUAGAGGAUUCAAUAAACAUCCGUUUACGUGCUCGGCACCAAAGCUCUAGCGACCAAACCCGUUCAGAAGACCUUGAAUUCUUUCGAUACUGGAAGGACUUGACUGUGCAGUCUACAUUUACCCAACCACUGCCAAUUGAGUAUCUCCCAAUAAUCAUUGACCAGUCGGAGGUCCGGCAUUGGUUUGAAGAUAAGAAUGAUCCGGGAGAUGACUUUAUUUUCAACGACAGCGGCAGCGAGGAGGAAUAG